AUGGCCUCGCGUGGAUCCCCCGGCGUCCUCGAAUCAUCCACCACUUCGAUCUCGUUGACUAGAGCCCCUCAUGAUGCUACUCGUCCGCCCUCGAGAAAACGCAAGACGUUUCAUGAUCCCCCGGAUGACUUGACGACGUCCUCGAUUCGCAUUCGGUCCCACGAAGCAUCCCCCUCCGAAGAACCCUACACCCUAAACCCGAUCGCCACCCUCCCGCGCUCCCGAUUACCAUUCUUCUGGCUCGAAACCGCCCUGACCCUAUCGCCAAUCCAAUCGGGGAGUUUGUUCGUGGCCGACAUUCCGGCUCUUGAGAAUGACGAGCAGCAGCAGCAGCGGGGCGAGCCUGCGGUGCUUGCUGCGCGGUUGGUGGGCGACGGUGGGAUAUACGUUAUCGAGAAGGUGAAGAGGGGGAUUUAUGCACUGUGCAAACUUGGGAGGGGUGUUGAGGAGGGGGAUAUCUUUGUUGCGGUUAAGGGUGGUGGUCCUGCUAUCACACAGCAGAGGGCUGUUCAAUGCGAGUCUGGUGGUGGUGGUGAGUGGUGGCAAGCGGCGCAGAUUGAGGAACCGGUAGUGGAUAUGGGUAUGCGCAUGGAUGUUGGAUCGGAGCAGCGGGGCAAGGUUGAUGUUUCGGUUGUGUUUGAGUCGACUGUUGGUGGUGAUGUUGAGAUGCAGGAUGCGUCGUUUAUGGAGUCUACGGAGAGUAGGAGUCAAUCGCUGGCGCCUCCUCGUCUUGUGCCGAUGGAAAGGAGUUCCAGCUUCGAGCCUCCUGUUUUGUCGGCAGAGUCGCAGGAUCAAGGCAUUGGAGGUGAAAAGAUGGAUGCGCUGCAGUCGCCUCAGGAGCUGCUGGAUGGCUUGAGGGAGCAGUACUUGCAGGCUCUCUACAUAUCCAAGACAUCCGUCGCAUACUUUGCCAAAGGGCCCCUGGCACGAUGCCGUGCAGCAUUCCAAUCACCCGAGCUGGAGUCUUCUAAGAAGCCAACAGACCUGAUCAAUUUCUACCGAGAGACUAUUCUGAACGCGAAAAAGAUGGACCUGAAGUAUCGGGAGACGCUACCGUCGACCAUUCGCGACAUUGUGAUUAGCAUUUCCGACGACGAAACCACUGUCCCUACGAAGAAGCGAAAAAGCAGAAAGAAGAAACUGGGCAAGAAUGGACUCUACCCCGAAGAAGACGGGUUUAUCCGAAAAUGGUGGAAAGACCGAAGUCUUGCCGAAGGGGUUCUGAUCAACACGUCACGAGAAGCAGAAGCCAAAAAACAUGUGGCCGAUCUACGGCUGCGAGAGACGCAGUUGCAGAUACUUCUUAUCUUGGAAACGAUAGCGUUGGAGUUGGCUAUCGCUGAAGAGGCCAAGAAGGCAUCAUCUGCUGAUAACGAUAGCGGUGAGAAGGGCUCAGGCGAGACGCCCAAGAAACCCAAAACCAAGAAAUCACAAGAUUUGAACGUGUUGCUGGAGCUUCAUCUUGAUCGGCUGUGUAUCUGGCAUGCUGUCAGUUUUGAGGAUGCGGUCGUUGCCGAUUCGGCCAAGUCAUACGACAGCAACCAUCUCUCUGGAAAGAAGGUGGAAAGCGACGCGGUGCGCGACUUUUGCACAGAGGUGAUUGUUCCAUUCUACGCUUCACGUCUCCCCGAUAAAUGCAAAUUAAUCACACGCAAAUUUGGCGUGUCGAGCGCGACUUUGCCCACGACAAAACACUCUCAUGCAAGAAAAACCGUGCCACGAGGGGAAUCUGGGACGGCGGUCAAGCAGCAGCAGCAGCGACAACCCCCUCAGAGGCCUCGCCGCAGUCUGCAGCGAGUGUUGACAGACGAACAGAGCGCAUCGCAAGGGCGACACCCAUCGCUGAGUCGAUCCAACACGGCACCCUCGCAGACAGAGUCUAGACGCGACUCGAUGGAACCACUGCUGCCGUCGCUGAACUCGAGCGUGCGCGGGGGCAUCCAGAAAGCAAAACGGGUGGAGAACCGCGAAGUGGACCUCAACGCGGUGGCCAGACAACAUGAGACCAAGCUAAAGAAGGUGCACAUCCUGGUCGAGCAGAAGAGAGAGCUCGACGCCGCGAUCCAUGCGCUCCGAAAACCCAAUCGCGAAUUAGUCGCCAGGGAUAUUGCUGACGACGCAGAUAAACGGACGUCCAGCGGCCGCAAGCCCAAAAACCCUGUUCGCAAUCCCUUUGGGCAGGGUGUGCAGGUCAUGGCCACGCCCAAAGGCAGUCGCAAGAAAGACGUGGUCGGUCUCGGCUUACCCCCUGUGCCUAAAAGCCUGAUGCGAGAAUCGAGACGCUCAGGUGUUGCUUCCUCUCCAUUCGGCAGCGACGCUGUAAUCCCGGGUUCAGCCGUACGCGCCGGUUCUAACAGCAAGAGAAUAUCCGCAUCAGAUAAUACUCACGAAGGCGAAGGAGAAGGCAUCCAAGAAACACCAUCUCGACGCCCACCCAAACCGUUGGGCUCCAUAUUCGACGACGACGGAGGGGCAACACCAGAUGCGGGGUCCGGAUUUUCAGGAAAUCUAUUCCGCGUGCCCAAUCGCCCAGCACGACUUACUGCCACGACCACCACCACAGCCGCUACGACUAGUGAGGUAGCACCAUCGACCCCGGUCGCGUCGCGGCGCGUCGAGACCACCAACCGCCAACUUAGCAGCAAGCCUGUUGAGACGAUCAAAUCGAGCAUGGUGAUGGAGACGCCCCCGAAACAAGGAACAGGAGCAGGCCCCACCAGUGUGCCUGGUGUGCAGAGUAUGGCCCCGCCGAGUUCGCCGGUCGUGCUGGGGACGCCUGUGAAGAAGAGUAGCAGUGAGAAGCCCUCGGGUGGUGCGAUGUUGACAUCCUCGGCAAUUCCGGUCACGCCCGAGAAAUCGGGAAAAUCGAUUUACGAGCAGUUGGGGUGGGAUGAUGAAGAUGAGUUGGGGAUGUAA
Aspergillus wentii DTO 134E9 is the source of this 2916-nucleotide messenger RNA. RefSeq lists its product as uncharacterized. Gene Ontology annotation, cellular component: DNA replication preinitiation complex. Lineage: Eukaryota; Fungi; Ascomycota; Eurotiomycetes; Eurotiales; Aspergillaceae. The transcript has 3 exons. The record is from RefSeq and is a predicted model, not a curated record. Bases 1 to 2916 code for a protein of 971 amino acids. Gene Ontology annotation, biological process: DNA replication initiation.